Messenger RNA from Patella vulgata (common limpet), 1350 nucleotides. Its product is annotated as protein PIF. Gene Ontology annotation, molecular function: chitin binding. Gene Ontology annotation, cellular component: extracellular region. Lineage: Eukaryota; Metazoa; Mollusca; Gastropoda; Patellidae. Bases 3 to 1208 code for a protein of 401 amino acids. The record is from RefSeq and is a predicted model, not a curated record. The transcript is spliced from 7 exons.
UUAUGGCGUCAAAGAUUUUGCUCCUGGGAGCCAUGGUAAUGAUGCUAGUGGCGAUUAAUUCCGCCAAAAGGAUAAAUAUAAGACGUCGCCGAGCAACAGACGAUGAUGCUCUGUGUGGAGGAUGUAAAAUGUCCAAUGGUAUAGGGUACAACAACCAUCCUACAGAUUGUCAAAAGUACAUUCAAUGUGAUUUUUCUACCGAGGGCAGUGUUAAAGCUAACGAGAUGCAAUGUCCAUUGGGCUUAUUCUGGGAUCAAAACGGAUUGACCUGUAACUACCCAGGCAUUGUAAGUUGCGUCAACGACCCGUGUAAAAAUGUUGGUACAUUAUUCUAUAAAAUAUCUACCAACUGUAGAAUGUAUCAUUCAUGCGAAAAGAGAUUAACGGCACCAGCUUGCUGUGCCCCUAACUACUCCUUCAGUGUCGUCAACAAUCAGUGUGAACCAGAUGCUAGAUGCACCGAAUUAUGUCCAGGAGAAGAAGCUGAAGAUGAACCUACCUGUAAUAAACGAAGCAUUGUCGGGAAGCUAAGUUCAUAUGAAGAAAACAUACCUGGUCGUGGAUGGACGGAGAGAUCGUGUGCCCCAUAUACAGGUUAUCGUCAUGCUGAUUGUGAAUGUACGAUUGAUUUAGUCGUUGCCGGAGCCAUCCCUGUUCAACCAGCUUGCACCCCUAUCGUUCGACUAACCUUUGAUGAUGGACAAGUGAGAGACGUGUCUGGAAAGUAUAAUUGGGUACAAAACAUUGCUGUUAAUGUUAACGACGGAUCUGGUUAUUUCGGUGUUGCCAGCGGACUUCGCCUUCCGCGAUUCUCCAACGCCCCACUAGGCCCCAAAUUCAUGAUAAAGAUGAGAUACAGAACGGAUGGCGCUGUUACUAAUCGACAAGCUCUGGUAACUAAUCGUGAUUGUGGUAAACCAGGUUCUCUAGCUAUUCUACUUGAUCAAACUACCACUACUUUCCGGAUGAGAACCGAAGAUGGUAAUACAACUGAUAUCCCUAUUACUGUUGCAAGUCAGAGCGAAUGGAGGGACAUAACUUACAGAUUUGAUAACGAUGUCUUCAGUGGUGAAGUUGAUGGAAAUACGUUACAGAAAACAAAUAUCGGUAUGAUUGGUAAGAGUGAAUGUGCUCUACAGAUUGGUCGUGGUAACACAUACAGUAAUUUCAAGGGUUACAUUGAUUACUUUGAAGUAUAUAAUUGUUAAAGAACGGAAGUAAAGAAGUUUAAGUAUCAUCUUGCAUGCUGCUAUAUAUGAAGAUUACGGUACUUACAUAUGUCUAUAACUUUAAUAUCCUAAAAACUCUUAUUUUAAAUUUUGUAUGAUGUAUUUGUAAUUAUAAAAAAAC